Molecule: messenger RNA, 237 nt
Organism: Thelazia callipaeda (thelaziosis nematode)
Lineage: Eukaryota; Metazoa; Nematoda; Chromadorea; Rhabditida; Thelaziidae
Source: the annotation of a GenBank genome assembly
AUGAGUCAGUCACUCCUCAGCGAUAGGAUGAGCCUCGCUGACGUGCUGCCACUCCCUCACUCUCCUCCUCCCCCUCUCUUCACUCACUACUUUGCAUUUGUCAUGUCAGAGGGUGCGACAAACUGUGGGAUGAAGCUAGUCAACCAAGAAAUGAUGCAAACAUGGUUGGAUCUGAUAAGUAAUGAGGAUGGCUCUCGAAGUGCGAGAGCUGCAGCUGUUGGACCAAUCAAGAAAUGA